AUGGCUUCAAUGCACGUGAGUAGUUCUAUCGAAAGCUCGAAUAUCAAAUUCGUAAAUUUGAUUGAAAGAAUAUUAUCACUGACACAUACGAAACUAAGUGAUAAAAGAUUGAUAAAUUCAUGUCUCAAUGAUCUUAAUGAUAUUGAUUACAGACACAUUAGUAUAACUAAUAAUGAUGCUGUGUUAUUAUUGAUAAAUCAACUCUGUGCUAUUGUACCACCUACCGAAACACUUCUAGUUAAAAAUACUUGUCUAUUCCUAGCUAAUGUAAUACAAAACGAUCUUGUAUUCCAAGGAAGAACAUUUGCUGCUUGUACACGAUGGAUUUUAGAUGCGUUAAAAUUUUCUCAACCCUUCGCUUGGAUUUCUAUUCUUCUUGCUUUAAAAAGUGUCUUAGUUACCGGCAAUUUUGAUAAUAUUAAUCAAUAUCUUCAAUCUUUACUUGGAGAUAAAGGUUUAUUGAAUAAGUACUUAAUACCUCAAAAUGAAGAAUGGACAGAUUUAAAUUUACAAGCAAUAUGUUGCUUAGAAGGAAUUUUGAUAAAUAAGAAAAGUAAUACAUAUAUAUCACAAGAAUACAUAUGUAUAAUUAAGGACGUUGUUUUGAAUGCAGUGUCAUUGUUACCAUGUUCAAAUCAUAAUAUACAAUGUUAUAGUAAAAUUCUAUGUUUAUGUUUAAGAAUUUUACGUACCGCAAUAAUAGAUAAAUUGAUACCAGUUUCAUCAGAUCUCAUAGGUGAAAUCUUAGGAGUAGUACAGGCUUUCUUAUUUUAUGGAAUUAAAGAUUAUUUACCUAUACAACCACAACUUCUCCGUCCAGCAGCAAUGAAUCUUCCAGAACGACCACAUGUUGUACCAAAAUGCAAGAAUCAGAAAGUACCCAAAUCAAAAUCCAAGAAGCAAAUGUCUAAAAAAUCUAUGUCAGAAGAUAAACGUAUUAUUAGUCCAGAAAAUAAAAGGAUUUAUAAAUACUCUAGCGAAUCUGAAAUAUCAGAUACUGAAACAAAUGAUUCUGUUCUGGCGGAUUCUAAAGUUAGACUCGAAGCUGUACAUUUAUUGCAAGCGCUCAUAGAAAAUACUCAAGCUCGAGAAAUUUUUGGUUAUUGGCCUCAAAUAGUUGCGACUGGUUCGCGAAACGAUGCUAGAGUAUUAGCUAGGAGUAUUUUAAAAGAACCUAAUACAAAAGUGCGACAAAAUGUCUUAAGUGCACUUACUGAAUUAUUAAUUGGUGCUAGACCUUUUUUAAUACAUGCUGAAGAUGUUCAGCCAACAUCGUUUAUAACUUUCUUUGGUACAGUUUAUCUAAUGGUAAAAGAAUUGCAUUUUACAUUAUCCUUAGUUUUAAAUACUGAAAAGAAUGCAGCUGUUUUGACUCAUUUAUUAAAAUGCAUAGCAGCACUUAUUCAAGGUACACCAUAUGCUAAAUUAAAACCUGGACUUGCAACAAAAUUAAUUAGAAAUUGUAGAUCACAUAUACAACACAAAGAUCCUACUGUAAAGGUUGCGACGUUCUUAGUUUUCGAAGGAUUAGUUUGGAACGAUCCUAUUACUCCAGAAAUAUUCGAGAUUCUCGCGAAACAAUCGAACGUUAACUCUGACUCACCAGAAGCAAAUACAAGUUCGAUCAAUGACAUAACAACUCAAGAAGAAGAAAUAGAUAUUGAAGAUUUGAAUGAUAGUAAAAUUGAAAGUGAUAAUCAAGAUAAUCUUUCUAAAGACAAAGGCAUCAGCUCUUUACUUCAAGUAUGCUUGAACAAUGUAUCAAACAAGUGUACAAGUACUCCAGUCCAACUUCAAUCUUUAAAACUAAUUGGCUCAUUAGCAUUUAACACUAGAGAUCUUGUAUUUCCUUAUUUGGAGAGAGUUACCACUACUUUAAUUUCUGUAUUAGCAGAUUCUGAAACACAAAUUAUAUUACAUUCUUGUAGAGCACUUGAAAUAAUAGCAGGUUGUCUAGCAAAUACCGAUUCAAGUCAUAAUUCUUUAUUAUUUUGGAAUAUUGUAUUCGAACCUAUGACGUUACUCGCUCAACACGAACAAACUAUAUUAAGAGAAGCUGCUUGUGAUUGUUUAGGCACCAUUGGUUCAAAUAUGUUCACUCAGUUAACGCGUCAACAAAAUGUGUUACUUAAAACGAUAUUAAUAGGUAGUAUUCACGAUGAUGAAAGUGCUGUAAGAGCAGCAGGUUUAAGAGCAUUAGGAAUGUUAAUAACACUUCCUCCAUUAGAAGAAGACACAGGUUUUUUAAUGGAUUUAGCAGAUAUAGUUUGCUUUGGUUUAGAUGAUCAAAAUCUUGGGGUACGCAUAAAAGCAACAUGGGCAUUAGCAAAUUUAUGUGAUUGUCUUUCUAGGCGAACAUGUAAUGAAGAUAUGGAGCCUAUUCCGUUCGACAUUUUAUUACCAAAACUGUAUCAAACAAGUGUUAGAGCUGCUAAAGAUAAUGAUAAAGUAAAGUGUAAUGCUGUUAGAGCUUUGGGAAGUAUAUUGUAUUUAUGUCCAGAUAGAGAAAUAUUGAAAGAUACGUCUUCAGGAUUGGAUGCUUUAAUUAAUUGUGCUGUAUUAGGAAAUGAUAUGAAAGUAAGAUGGAAUGCUUGUAGAGCAUUAGGAUUAGUUUUGUCCCAUAAUCCGGAUGAUGUUUUGCCAUCAUCUUGGCAAGAACAAGUCUUUCCAGCAUUGUGCAAUUUAAUAUGUCAUAGUCCUAAUUUUAAGGUUCGCACAAAUGCAGCAUGGGCAUUAUAUUCGUGUAAAUCGUAUGGUAAAUACACUCCAACUUUAUGGAAAAGUAUAGUUUUAGCUUUCGAAAAUUGUCAACAUGUGCCAAGUUACGUCGAAUAUUCUCAUCGUGAUACGCUUGUCCAACAGUUGUGCCUUACACUCAGUCAUUUAGCAGCUCAUACGAAAGUAUCGGAAUUACAAAAUGUUUGGGUAGAGAUUGGUGAUCAUAUUGAAAAUAUUUCUAAUUAUAUUAAAAAGUUUCAGGAAAACAUAUUGCCAGAAAAAGUUGGAAAUUUAAUAGAAGCUAAAGCACAUUUAGAAAAAUGUGUUAAAACUGCCAAAUCAUCGCAAGAGCAACGAAUUGCUAAUAUCUUAGCAAAUUUAUUUGAUAGAACAAGUCAUUAUGAUAAUUUAGAUAGUUUAAGUAUAAUGUGAUUAUAAAGUAUAGAAAGAAUUGAUGCAUUUAUAUUUAAUAAUUAAUAUACCAUUAAACGAUCAUUCGUUCUGUAAUUUAAUUUAUAAUCAAACUAAA
Vespula vulgaris is the source of this 3247-nucleotide messenger RNA. Its product is annotated as HEAT repeat-containing protein 6. The record is from RefSeq and is a predicted model, not a curated record. Bases 1 to 3150 code for a protein of 1049 amino acids. The transcript has 12 exons. NCBI's taxonomy places the organism in Eukaryota, Metazoa, Arthropoda, Insecta, Hymenoptera, Vespidae.